AUGGGACCCCAUGCUGUACUGCUGGUCACUAAGGCAAAUAAGUCAUUCACAGAGACACACAGAAGAGCAGCGCAGGAACACCAGGAGCUUCUGGAGAAUAACAAGAGCGAUGGUGGCCAGGUGACAGAGCUGCUGGAGAAGAUAGAGGAGAUGGUGGCAGGAAACAGUGGAGGGUGGAGUAUGGAGAACCCUCCUAAAUUUACAGAAGGCCGUCCUGAUGACUACUCAAGUGGAGAUGCUGGAUAUGACUCUGUUAAAUCAGGACUUGAAUCUGAGCUCAUAAAGCCUGAGAAGCAGCUGAGCGCUGCUGGCUCUGCUCAACGUUUUGGACAACAGAAGCCUCCCUUGAGACCAGCACAUAGAAAAGCACCAUGUGCUGAGCGGAAAGUCUUUGAAAGAAAGGUUCCAUUUGUGGAUGAGUCGACAAUAACUGUAAAUUAUGAUGAACGCAUCGGACGUGGCUCCUAUGGAACCGUUUACAGAGGAUCAUACCAGGGAACUCCUGCUGCUGUAAAGACUAUAGAAAUAGGAGACAAUCCAGUGAUUACAAAUGAAUUAAUUAUACCUUGGCGUUUGUCUCACCCCAACAUCGUACGGAUGAUUGCUGUAGCCAGAAGUGAGACACACGUCCUCAUUGCUAAUGAGUAUAUCCAUGGAGCCAAUUUGCAGGAGGUUCUUUACAAAGACACUCCCAUCAAGGUAGUGCAUCAUCAUAUUGGGUGUUUGGUGAAAUACGUAGAAGGUGCUAGAAAGUUAGAGAACCCCUCAGAGAUUCCUGAAAAUCUGCAUAAAUAUGACCUAAAGUGUAAUCAGAUCUUAAUCUUAGACAUCUAA
This is a messenger RNA of Clupea harengus (Atlantic herring), 834 nucleotides long. Its product is annotated as serine/threonine-protein kinase CTR1-like. Gene Ontology annotation, molecular function: GTP binding; protein kinase activity; ATP binding. NCBI's taxonomy places the organism in Eukaryota, Metazoa, Chordata, Actinopteri, Clupeiformes, Clupeidae. The record is from RefSeq and is a predicted model, not a curated record. Bases 1 to 834 code for a protein of 277 amino acids. The transcript is spliced from 6 exons. Gene Ontology annotation, biological process: protein phosphorylation.